Messenger RNA from Mustela lutreola (European mink), 4820 nucleotides. It is a transcript of the gene CYTIP, whose product is annotated as cytohesin 1 interacting protein. Bases 547 to 1617 code for a protein of 356 amino acids. The transcript is spliced from 8 exons. Gene Ontology annotation, molecular function: protein binding. The record is from RefSeq and is a predicted model, not a curated record. Lineage: Eukaryota; Metazoa; Chordata; Mammalia; Carnivora; Mustelidae. Gene Ontology annotation, biological process: regulation of cell adhesion. Gene Ontology annotation, cellular component: cell cortex.
CAUUAAUGAGCUAGGGUGUACCUCAGGGACAGUACAUAACAAGGACUCCAUGAGAGACAUUAUGACUGGACCCUGUGCUUCUUGCUUCUAUCCACAAAACUCAGUGUCUGCAUACCCUGACUUUGACACUGCACUGCCACAGUGAGUAGGAGAAAGUGUGGGUAACACAUGGCAGAACUUGGGGAAAUUUUUCUUUCUUCCUUUAAAAAAAAAAAGGCAGAUGGUGUUUAGAACACAACUUGCCGUAGAACAUAAAAGCAUGAGAGUUCUGGCUGUUUGAAAGAGAAAAAAAAUAAGUUGCUGUUUUUUAAUGGUAAAACUAGUUUCUUCCAGGAGCUUAAAGAAAAAAAAAAAAAAAAAACACUUUGAGAAAUGGGAGUGAACUGCAAGAUAGGGUUUGUGUAACAAGUACCUAAAACCACAGAAGUCACAUGGGCUCUUUCUGCUUUGCUACUUUUGACUGCUUGUCAGCGAAUUAGACUUUUAGCUUCCCCUGUCCCGCAAGGCCACUCAACCAUGUGCGAGCUGGAGUAAUCUUUAUUCACAAUGUCUUUACAAAGGCUCACACAACAGGGUAGCAAUGGCAAUUUGGCGGACUACUGUGCUGGUCCAGUGUUUAGUUCUUACCCCCAGCUCAAGGGCAGCUUGCAAAUGGAUGAUAAUAGACGGAUUCAAAUGCUGGCUGACACUGUGGCUACUUUGCCUCGGGGAAGAAAGCAGCUUGCUUUGACGAGAUCAAGUUCUUUAGGUGACUUUUCCUGGUCUCAAAGAAAGCUCAUUACUGUGGAAAAACAAGAUAAUGGAACAUUUGGAUUUGAAAUUCAGACUUACAGGCUCCAGAACCAGAACUCGUGCUCCUCAGAGAUGUGCACUCUGAUUUGCAAAAUCCAGGAGGACAGCCCGGCACACUAUGCGGGCCUGCAGACUGGUGAUGUCCUUGCAAAUAUCAAUGGCGUGAACACAGAAGGCUUUACCCACAAACAAGUUGUUGACCUGAUCAGAUCUUCGGGAAACCUGCUAACGAUAGAGACUCUUAAUGGAACAAUGAUUCUCAAGAGAGCAGAGCUUGAAGCAAAGCUGCAAGUUUUAAAGCAAACCUUGAAGAAAAAAUGGGUGGAGUUCAGAUCUCUGCAGUUACAGGAACAGCGUCUGCUUCAUGGUGACACAGGUAACUGCCCAAGUUUUGAAAACACGGACAUAGAUGAGUCGGUUUUGUUUGGAAUGCUGCCGGGGUCAGGCUCAACCCUCCUGGAUCGGAAUCGACUAUCCAGUGAGAGCAGCUGUCUGAGCUCCAUGACAGUGGACAGCGAGGACGGCUACCAGACGUGUGUGUCUGAGGAUUCAAGCAAGGGAGGCUUCAGUCGACAGACAAGCACAGAUGAUGAGUGCUUUGUCCCCAAGGAUGGGGACGAUUUCCUGAAGAGGUCUGUUUCCAGGAGGGACCGAAGUUUUAGUUCUGCCAGCAGUGGGUCCAUGUCACCCUUGUGGGAGGGCAACUUCUCAAACAUGUUUGGGACCCUGCCCCGGAAAAACAGAAGGGGAAGUGUCCGGAAACAACUCUUAAAAUUCAUCCCUGGCCUUCACCGUGCAGUGGAAGAGGAAGAGAGUCGCUUUUGAUGGCUUGUCUUGACCUUUCAUAGUAGCUUAUUUCGUAAAUAUCUUUAGACUUGUUUAGACUAAAUGCACUCAGCCUGGUGGAAAAUUGCAGAUGGAUUGCAAAACUGAAACACCAUACUAGGAUGAUGUGACCUUUAUUUAAAUUUUUGUACCAUAAGUUUUGUUUCUUAAAUCUUUUUUUUUUAACCAGAAAAUCUCAGGUUAUAAACAGAAAGCAAGGGAAUUGAGUAAUAAAUUGGAAAAUAUAACAAAUUAAUGGACAUUCCUGCUCAUUCUAAUGUUGCCUGGGAAGGCAAGGGUAAAUAUUUAUUUUCUAGAUUAUGUGGAAAAUUGAGAACUUUUCAGAGUCAAGUGUAAAUAAAAGAGUGAAGGAAUAUAUAAUUAUUUGGAUUACCUUCCAUACGUUCAUUGUAGGUCAUAAAACUUUCUUUAAGAUCAGUAGCCUCCAGGGAGGCUUAACAAUAGGUCAUUUUGAAUGUUUCUGUUUACAUCUGUGAAGGAUCAUAAACCAGAGGAUCAUUAGCUUUUUUUCACAUCCACAGCAACAAUAAAGCAGGAGGUAUAAGAUACAAAAAGAGCAGGAAGUGUAAGAUUCAAUAUGAAGGUUUGGGAUCCAUGGGAACGUGUUGUCUAAGAUGGGUGCUGAGCAGAUUAUGAUAAGGGCUUUUAGAUAGACAGCCUAGACAAAAUGGGUAAGAAUGUCAUUCUUACUCGAUUUAAUUUUUGUUCUGCCUAAACGUUGAUGGGGAGUCUAGAAUUCUCAAGAUCCUGCAUAUAGCUUUGUAUUUUUUUUUUUAAUAAAUGUCUGUAGUUUGAAAAAUUAGAGCCAGGAAAUGGAUUUUCCUCCUGUAGAUUUUUUCACAUUAUUCCUCACCUUAUAUUAUAUAUUCCAAACAGUUAUUGCCUUGGCACGCUUUUGUCCAUUGGUUAUGUUGGUAUCACUUCAGGCUUUCAAUCACAUUUUUAUUCAGGACCCAUUCAAGUCCAUGAUUUCUCUGUUCUGGUGAUACAGCAGCUCGUGACUCCUCUACAUUCUGGCCAUAUUCAUGACUACUCUAUAUUCUAUAGUAGAUAAUGCCAACAAUGUAAUAAAUAGUCCUUAUUGAUUUAAAGCUGUGUGUGUGUGUGUGUGUGCGUGUGUGUGUAUGUGUGUGUGUUUGGGAGAAAUAGAGACAUUUGAUAAGUGACUUUGAAUGUAGCCAUACUUAAAUAAAUUGAGUAAAGAAUGAGUCAUUUUAAGAAAGAAAUGGGAAAGUAAGGAAGCUUGUAGGGUAAGAAAUGAAUAUUAAAUAAAAUAUAAAAAGAUUUCUAAUUGGAACCUACUUUCUAGGGGCGCCUGGGUGGCUCAGUGGGGUAAGCCUCUGCCUUUGGCUCAGGGUCCUGGGAACGAGCCCCACAUCGGGCUCUCUGCUCAGUGGGAAGCCUGCUUCCCCCCUCUCUCUGCCUGCCUCUCUGCCUACUUGUGAUCCAUCUCUCUGUUAAAUAAAUAAAUAAAAUCUUAAAAAAAAAAAAAAAAGACCCUACUUUCUAUUAAUUAUUUGAACUCUGAGUUAUCCAGUGGGCUCAGCUAGGGAAUCAUUCAUAUGAAAAGCAGGGUGCAUUGUUUUGCAGGAAAAAUAACAAUGCUGUCCACAAUUUACUGAAUACCUAGUAAGUUAAAGACGAUUUCCAUGUGAUCCCUGAAACAACUCUGUUAGACAGGUGUUAGCCAUACAGGUAAGAAGGAGGAAUUCAGAGAAGUUCCCAUGGCCAGUGGCAGGACUGAAAUUGAAAGCCAGUUCUUUUGGGCUCUGGUCUAGUCUCAGUCUAUCUAGAUACUGUUUACUCUUUUACUGGUUCUGUGUGGUCAUCUCCACAGGACUUCCUCCCAGCCCCUGCCCCUCAUGGAAUACUUAGAGCAUACAAUUGUAGAUACUGCAUGGAUAAAGAUUGUCUUUGGUAAAUAAGAGAACAAACAGACUUUUAGAAUGACUCUUUCUCUUGGCCUCCACAAGCAAGUUUUCAAAUAAAGGCUCAUUAAUAACUUCAUGGUUAACAAUACAUUUAUGUAUUGCAACAAAGUCUUGCAAGUCCAAGUUGUGGUUGGACUGAUACUGCUUGUUUCCCACUGUAGACUAGAAUUAUCAUGUUAAAGAUCUGCUUCCAUGAAUGCAGCAUAUCUUGUUAAUCCUGUUUUGCCAAAUCCAGGGGAAAGAAAGAAUCUUGUUUAUUUGGGGAAAGAUGACUUUAAAUACUUGCACAACACAUCAGUGUUUUGAGAACUUGCACAAGUCAUCUGGGAAAGCAGAUUAUGGGUUAUUUGCUUUCCUCAUGGUUUUAAGUGUUAAAUAUAGUGUAAUUCUUCCUCCUUACAGUAAAUACCAAACCCGAAAAGGUUCAGGGAAGGGACAGAGCAAAGAACUAGAACUAGAACUAAGAAGAACUAGAGUCAAGAGUUUGAGAUGUUCUGGAAAAAAAAGAAAAGCAGUUUUUAACCAAAGUACAGGAAGGAAGGGUAUGUCAUGCUUUGUGUGUUCACAAGUUAUAAGAAAACUAGCUAUUUUUUAGUGGAAAUGUGGGUAAAUUUCUCACAGCAUAGCUUUUCAGAGUAUCUGACCUUGGCGGGACUUUAGAAGAUUUCAUUUCUCUAAUCUUCUGGUGCACAAUGACUCACUUUGAUGUAACUUACUGGGAAAAGAAUUGAAAAGUGAAGUGUUUGGGUUUUGCUUACCUGAAAUUGUUAAAUAUGUGGUAUUGGUGGAUUUCAUUAAUUGACAAUUGGUCAUGAAAAUGCAUUUUUGUAGUAUGGCAUUGAUAAACUAAAUUCGAAUCAAACAUAUUGAGAAUUACUCUGUCCUGUGGCUAAAGGAACAUCACAUCACCCCCCAUGUCAAACAGGUUGGUACUCUAUUUUUUAAAAUGAUCUUUAAUUUAUCACUUUCCAUUUUAUAGUACUUUUAUAUCUUAGUUGCAUGUAAACAGUGUUAAAAAUCAACUUUGAACUAAAGAAAUCAAACGGGCACAGUUUGUGUGUGUUGAUCAUAUAGUAUAAGUAUUUAUAGAUGUGUAUAAUCUAAGCAUAGUAAAUAAUACAUAAAAACUGUAUUGAACCCUUCAGAUCACAAAAUUAUUGGUACUUUUAAUACAUUUCCUUACAGAAAUAUGGGCAGUGAAAAAUGUCAAUACCUUCCUGAAAUAAAGAAUACUAUUUUUCAGUGUCAGAA